Messenger RNA from Saccostrea cuccullata (small rock oyster), 1878 nucleotides. Its product is annotated as probable E3 ubiquitin-protein ligase MID2. The coding region runs from base 1 to 1878 and encodes 625 amino acids. The record is from RefSeq and is a predicted model, not a curated record. The transcript has a single exon. Gene Ontology annotation, molecular function: zinc ion binding. NCBI's taxonomy places the organism in Eukaryota, Metazoa, Mollusca, Bivalvia, Ostreida, Ostreidae.
AUGGCGACCUCAUUAACAGAGAAUACUGUUGGGGACAUUACAUUGUGUUCAAUUUGUUUCGAGAAAUUUAAAACACCAAGGUAUCUGCCGUGUAGUCAUUCAUUUUGUCAUGGAUGUUUAUCGUCCUAUAUUGUGAGCUUGUGUACAUCUACAGAACCACGUUUUGGCUUUAACUGUCCAUUGUGUCGAGAGUACACUCCAAGUAAUGGCGUUAUUGAAAAACCAGAAGAAUGGGCUGGGAGUUUUCCGGUAAAUGAUGUUUUAGAGAAAAUUGUUUUAAAGUCUGAUGAAAGGCUCUGUGAUUCCUGUUUACGAGAUAAUGAAUCCGAGAAUGCAACGGGCUUUUGUCUUUCUUGUACUGAAUAUUUAUGCAUAAUGUGCACAAAAUAUCACAAGAGACAUUUACUUUCAAGAGACCAUACAAUAUGCAGCAUGGACGAGGUGAAAUCGAGAAAUAUACUCCCAGAAUUCGAAAAAAAUAUCAGAUGUCCCGAACACAAUAAAAAGAUCAAAUUGUUCUGUAAUGACCACGAGGAGCCAUGCUGCCUAAUGUGCAUUGGGACGAAACACAAGAAAUGUGAAAACGUAGACUCCAUUGAAGUUUCUGCUGCGUCUAUCAGAGAAAAUGGCAAACUGGAUACUAUGUUAGAUGAGGCUAGAGACAUUGAAAAAAAAUUAAUGGAAGGUAAGAAUGCUCAUGAUAAAAACACAAAAGAACUAGAAGACUUUGCCGACAAAGUUACUGAACGUAAUGAAAAAGAAUUCAAGGACAUUGUGGAUCACAUAGAAAAAAUGAAAAAUAAAUAUUUAGAAGAUGUUGCAGUCGCUGUCAAAAAAGGCAAAGAAAAUAUUAACAAAACCACAAAUUCAAUCACAGAUGGUAUUCAGUGUGCAAAAUACUAUUGUGAAAUUAUUGAGAAGACCAGAGAUAUGAAGGACAAUGCAGCAAUGAUUGUGAACUAUUUUAAAACGAAGCAAAAUAUUUCAAAAAUGCGACAUUUUCACUUUACAAAGAAGAACAUUGAGAUCUUUGAAAAGAACGCAUCAGUUCUAAAACAAAUAUUGGAUGUAACAUCUCUUGGUGAUGUUGAGUAUCAUGAGUCAGAGCAUAGUCUUUUUUUGUUUAACGUAAGAACCAUGAAACUAUCUUUUCUCUCAGAAGUUAGAAUUGCUGGAGAUGUUGUACAUUGUGGAACUUUUCUGUCAGAUGGUAACUUUGCAAUCGCAGACUUUAGAACUGAUGGAAAGUGCUCCAUAUAUGGAAAAACUUGGGAUCACUUGAAAGAUAUAGGUGGACUAAGUAAUCCCUUUGGUGUGAUCCAAAAUAAAGAUGAACUUUUUGUGACAUGUACUGAAACAAGGUCUAUUGAAGUAUUUUCUGCUUUGAAUUUUGACAAAGUGCGUUCUAUUCCGAUGAACGAGUCUGUUUAUGGUAUAUCAAGUCUUAAUGGAGAAUUUUACAUAGCAUGUGUAACGAAAAUCAUUAAAACUGAUGUUGAUGGGAAAAAGAUCAAAGAGUAUGAAGCCGAAGGUCAAAAUAAUAUUUGCGUAGUUGUCACAAAAGAUGGACUGAUAAUAUACAGUAACUGGAAACUUCAUUUAGUGACAGCAAUUACAGAUCAGGGAGACAUCGCAUGGACGUAUGAAAAUCCGAACAUGAGAGAACCAAGGGGACUUGAAAAAGAUUCUUAUGGCAACAUUUUGGUUGCUGCAAGAAGCAGUAAUAAUAUUCAUGUCUUGUCUAGUGCUGGAGAACUUCUUAAGACUUUUGAAGGUAUUCCUAAACCUGUCUUUAUGAAAAUAAGUGAAGAAAGAAACGUUUGCUGUGUGUGCAGUGACUAUAAAAUUGUAAAGGUGUAUAAAAUGUCAGGCUCGUAG